Penicillium nucicola is the source of this 1221-nucleotide messenger RNA. Its product is annotated as Zn(II)2Cys6 transcription factor domain-containing protein. NCBI's taxonomy places the organism in Eukaryota, Fungi, Ascomycota, Eurotiomycetes, Eurotiales, Aspergillaceae. The record is from RefSeq and is a predicted model, not a curated record. The transcript has a single exon. Gene Ontology annotation, biological process: regulation of transcription by RNA polymerase II. Bases 1 to 1221 code for a protein of 406 amino acids. Gene Ontology annotation, molecular function: DNA-binding transcription activator activity, RNA polymerase II-specific; zinc ion binding.
AUGCCCCCUCUCCGCGCGCACACCAAAUCUCGCAACGGGUGCGACCAGUGCAGGAGUCGGCGGGUCAAAUGUGACGAGCGGGGUCCACCAUGUUCAAACUGCACGACACGCGAAUUAGAGUGCACAUACCUGAAAGUUGCCGCCGCACGCGGCCGCGCAACAAACCCCACGCGACGCCCAAGUUCUGACCCGGCGCGGUCACUGUCCAGCGGAUCGCCAGCGGCGAUUUCGGUCUCCCCCAGAGCGUUGCCGGCCCUUGCCGCGGGCGUCCCGGCAAAUUCGGGACCAGCUCCAGGAUCGACUUCGAUCCAGCCGAACACGUUUGGCAUUGAUAAUCUGGAAUUAAUGCAUAAAUACUCCACCGAGACUUAUGAAAGUCUUUGUGUGAGUGAUUCUGAAAUUACCGUGUGGCGGAAUACCGUGCCGCGGCUUGCUCUGAAGCAUGAUUACUUGAUGAAUGGCAUUCUGGCGUUGGCUUCUAUGCACAUUGCCACGUCGACUGACUCGCCUCUUUCGUUGCUCUAUUACGAUACCGGGCUGCAGUACUACAACCGGAGUCUGACGCCGUUUCGAAAUGCGAUCGAUAGUAUCUCGCCGCGCAAUUGCGAUGCUGUGUUUGCGCACUCGAUUGUCAUGAUUGCUAUCAGUAUCACCUCGCCCAGACUUACAGCUACAAAGGAUGAUUGCUCGAGUAUCACGGAGAACAUCGUGAUCUUGUUCGAGCUACUGCAGGGCGUAAAGAAGAUCCUGCAGGUUAGCCAGUCGUGGAUUAAGCUCGAGCUGUUCUCGCAGGGAGCUUUCUGGAAAAGUGAGCCUGCAGAACUUGAUCCCGACACCGAGGCUGCUCUCACACUUCUCUCGGCAUUGAACGAUGAAAUCAUGAUUGGAAUCUACUCGGAUCAGCACCGCAUCAACAAACAAGUCAUCGCCCAUCUCCGACAUUGCUACGGGAAAUUCGCCCGCUCUCCAGAUCCAGCGCCGGUUCUUGCCUGGCUUGCAGCCGUCGAGAAAGACUUCGUCGACAGUCUCAGAUGUCGACAACCAUUCUCCCUUCUCAUCCUCAUGUACUGGGGCGUUCUCCUGAAAGAACUAGACGCAAAGCGAUGGUGGGCAAAGAACUCAGGCCACGCCCUAGUCUCGGAAUUAUAUCUUGCCCUGAGAUCCGGAGACCCAAGAUGGGACAAUGCCCUAGCAUGGGUACAGCGCAAAAUGGCACUUUGA